CAAACAGUAUAUACGAAAAAAUUUCCUAGGUUUAAUCUAUCCCAAUUUUUCAAUUUUACAAGAAGAUAAUUUUUAUUUUUCCGCGCUCUUUGAACAUUGUUAUUCUGUCCCUAAAAAUUGUUUAAAUCGCUUCCGAAUGUUUGAUGAAAUCUUGAAUAAAAGGGUAUUAGAAAAAAUGCUCUCUCUCUCGUAUAAUUGCAAUUUUUAUUAACAUACAAGUUUUAAAUGCAAUAGAUGACAGUUGUUGAGACUUGUGCAAAACAUCGCGCAACUAACUUCAAGCGAUGCAAUUUAAGUUUGUCUAGGCUUUCAUAUAUCAUCAUGGGCAAUAGAACGAAGAAGAUUCAGGUCUAUAUGGAGAUUUGAAGAUCCAUUUCUUAUGCGAUUACAUAUGACUUGCAUUCUGUAACAUCAUUAAUCAUGAGUUCUCAUUAACUUGCUCUGGAAUAUUGCCGAAUUUGCGCAAACUGCGCAACUUUUCGUCGAUCGUAGUUCAUGUCAUGGCUCUACGUCGUGGAAAACGUAAUCUGAAAUUGCAAGUCUCCGACGAAACGCCUGCACCAGUAACUCCACCAAGAAAUUUAGACAAACGGACUACUAUCACUAUAGACGAAAAGACAUUUGAAGUAGAAGCGGACGAUUUAGAAACACUUUGCGUGCUUGGUCGUGGAGCAUAUGGAAUCGUCGAUAAAAUGCGACAUAAACAGAGUGGCACAAUUAUGGCUGUUAAGAGGAUAGCUGCUACUGUUAAUACACAAGAACAGAAGCGACUGCUUAUGGAUUUGGAUAUUUCCAUGCGUAGCUCUGCAUGUCCUUAUACAGUACAAUUCUAUGGAGCCUUAUUUCGAGAGGGAGAUGUAUGGAUAUGUAUGGAAGUGAUGGAUAUAAGCCUUGACAAAUUUUAUACAAAAGUAUAUAAACACAGUCGUGCCAUUCCUGAAGAUAUUUUAGGAAAGGUGGCUUUUGCGGUAGUAAGCGCAUUACAUUAUCUCUAUUCACAAUUACGGGUGAUUCAUAGAGAUGUAAAGCCUAGUAAUAUCUUAAUUAAUCGGAAAGGUGAAGUAAAAAUUUGCGACUUUGGAAUAUCGGGUUACCUUGUGGAUUCAGUUGCCAAAACCAUCGACGCCGGAUGUAAACCAUAUAUGGCUCCAGAAAGGAUAGACCCAUCGGGUAACCCAUCGCAAUACGAUAUUAGAUCCGAUGUCUGGUCGUUAGGAAUUUCCCUCGUUGAAUUAGCAACUGGUAAAUUUCCAUAUGAAUCAUGGGGUACGCCGUUUGAGCAACUGAAACAGGUCGUGAAAGAUGAAGCCCCGAAAUUACCUGCUGGAAAGUUCUCUCCUUCGUUCGAGGAAUUUAUCAAUAAGUGUCUGAUGAAGAACUACACUGCCCGUCCAAAUUACAGUCAAUUAUUGGAAUUUGAUUUUAUCAGAGAAUAUGCCCAAAAAGAUACGAAUGUGGCCGAAUUUGUCGGAGAAAUUUUAGACUUACCGGAAAAUGAACAACCGGUAUAGUGCAUACGUCGCUUUGACGUAUCUUGCAAUAUAAUUUGACAUGUAACUUGUAUUUUCGCAAGACAGUCGUGUGAUGGUAUUGUCAUAUGUAAUUUAUAUUCGCGGAUCGCGUUUAUAAUCAUUGUGUAUCGAAACAUAAACUGGCACUCGAAUUAUUAUUUCUUUAUUUAUCCUCUUCAUUAAUUUUUAUUAAUCGCGUCUAAUACAUUUGUAGCAUUCAUAGAUUUGGCUGAAAAUAAUUGAUUCUAUAUUUCAAUUCUAAUCUUGUGGACUCGAAGCAAAUAUGGAAAAUAAGUAAAACCUUGACAUCUCGUUGCCUUAAUAUUGCAUAUAUGUGCGCAUCUUUAAAAACACAAAUUAAAAGAAUUUAUUAUAAUCCUAGAUUGUACAUAAUGAAAUGUGUAUAAUCAAAAUUGUAGUUAUUUAAAAAACAGCUCCAUUUAGUAGUGAUGACUUGCGUCGAUCAUAUUAGUGUUAGAAAUUGAAUGUGUGACAACGAAUAUCGUACAUGUACACAUAAGUAUGGUUUUUACGCGUACGCGCGCGCGCGCGCACACACACACACACACACACACACACACAUAUAUAUAUAUAUAUAUAUAUAUAGAGAGAGAGAGAGAGAGAGAGAAAAAAUAGAAGUUUCUUGUAAAAAAUGACCUAGAUCCUUUUCCAUAUAAUUUAGUGCCGUAAUGUUAUUAAAAUUAAACUAUAAUAAAUAAACGAAAGAGUAUAAUUAA
Molecule: messenger RNA, 2248 nt
Organism: Solenopsis invicta (red fire ant)
Lineage: Eukaryota; Metazoa; Arthropoda; Insecta; Hymenoptera; Formicidae
Gene: lic
Product: dual specificity mitogen-activated protein kinase kinase 3
Exons: 7
Coding region: 501-1511 (336 amino acids)
Biological process (GO): stress-activated MAPK cascade; protein phosphorylation
Molecular function (GO): ATP binding; MAP kinase kinase activity
Source: RefSeq, a predicted model, not a curated record